AUGUUAUUAAGGACAAACCUUUUCGCUCAUUUUUCCUCAUCAUCCUUUAUCUUCAAUAAGGAUCGUACAAAAACACUUUUCAUCUACCAUAACAUUUACAAAUCUUGGACUUGGACCGGCGGCCACAAUGAUGGUGAUCCAGACUUCCUCCAUGUAGCAAUGAAGGAAGCCAAAGAAGAAACAGGCGUAAAUGUUCGUGUUGUCUCACCGGAACCAGUAUGCCUAGAUAUUAUUCCUGUAUGGGGACAUGUAAAGAACGGAAAAUGGGUAUCAAGCCAUCAACACAUUAAUUUAACAUACAUACUCGAAGCAGAUGAAAAUGAACAACUUGUUGUGAAACCCGAUGAAAAUAGUGGGGUUAGAUGGAUCCCUGUUGACGAAGUAUGCAAAAUUAAUGAAGAAUACAUGAUGCAUCCGAUUUUCAAGAAGAUCAUCGAGAGAGCUCAAAAAAUGUUUUAA
Molecule: messenger RNA, 459 nt
Organism: Trichomonas vaginalis G3
Lineage: Eukaryota; Parabasalia; Trichomonadida; Trichomonadidae
Product: NUDIX domain-containing protein
Exons: 1
Coding region: 1-459 (152 amino acids)
Source: RefSeq, a predicted model, not a curated record